UGUCAUCAGUUUGUUUCUUCUUCUUUAACUACGCAAGCCGCUCUAUCCCUUUUAUUUCGCCGUGUUAGAAAGCCAAGAAGCCACUUCACGUGAACGUAAUUGUGAAUAAAAUUUCAAAUGUGCCCUCGUCGAUCUGCUGAAGAACUGUCGUUUCCGAUAACUCUUCGCAAAGUGACUCUCAAGUGACGUGUGCGCGUCGCAUCUUUCUCCAUUCUCAUCCUUCCGCUAGCUGUCGUGUCAACUCUUGAUAUCGUGUUGCGAGACUUCGAGCAUUCUUCGAAGAAAUCGUACAUGGACUGCGGAUCGUAACAACAAACUUGUGCACCGCAAAAAAGGUCUUGAUUGUGCCAAAGUGAAUUUCCUUAAAUGAUUUCUCUCAUAUAGUUUAAAGUUUGAAGACAAACCGACGCGUUUGAUGGAAUUUAUCGUGUUUCCAUAAAAUUAUAAGGAUACAUGUGAUCACCAAAUUGCUAUCGUAAGAAGCGCCAGUUACACUUGAGUGACAAAUUUAAACAUUUCGAAGAACGUAUUAUACGAGAAUAAAAAAAGUUUGUGCCAAAGACAAAUAGUGUAAAUAGAAAUGUGAUAAAUGAUGAGGAACAAACUUUGAUGAAGAUGAAAUGCGAAGCAUGAGAAUCAAGCUUUCCAAAAGGUUCACGACUAUUUUUGACAACGUUUAAACAUCCAUGUGAACUUUCUCACAAGAAUGGAGCAGACUGGAAGAAAUAAAACGAAGUAUACUUCACCGCAUACAUCUACGUGGUCCACUAAGCAAACCACUGAUGCUAGAGUUCCGCCUGAUGCAUAUUGGAAAUAUACUCAAAGAAGUAAUCAAGACGCUACUGAUAAAAGUACCAGACGCCACCAGAGUCCUAUGCCAGAGUCAACGGUGAGCUAUUAUUCUUCCGCAAAUUCCUACAAGACUUCUAAACAUCAUAGCUAUCCGCGUUCGACACAUCCGAAACAAACAUCUGCUCUUCAUAUGGAAGCACCACAGCGAUAUCAACAAACUACUAUGAAAUCUAAUAGAAACAAAGAUUAUAUCAGUAACAUCGCUGUCUUAAAUAAAGAUCGACAUAAGGACCAGCAAGAAAACGAGAACGAUGCAAGAUACAUCGAUGAAGAACCAGGAAACUUUACAGAAGACAACCUAGAGGAUGAUCCUGAAGAGGAAGCCGAAAACGAUCAAGAGACAAUCGGUGAACUGUUUAACAAGGAAUACGAUGAGCAAGAAGCAGAUGAUGAGGUAGAUGAAGAAUCUGAUGCACCUGCCGAGUCACACGAAGCGCAACGAGACGCAGCUAAGAAAGAUGCAUUGCGACGAGCACAGCAACGAUUGCAAAUAAUUAAUCAGCAACAAGAUCCGCAUAGAAUUCGUUAUCAGCAUUCAUCAAAGUCGUAUCAAGCUCAUCCUUUAGCAACAAGGUAUUAUCAUCGCAUACCCGAUCAUGACAUUCACGAAGCGUUGUCGGAGGAAGACCUGUACGCGACUCAAAUUUUGAAAAAUCCUCCUCGGCGAUCAUCAGCGGGCUAUUAUCAAAAUUGGAUUACGCAAAGGAAUUCAGCUGAUCGAUAUGAUACAAUGACUUCGACAACGCAACCGAGUCACCGAGUGCGGACGAGACCGGAGCUGAAGUCUUUUGCAGAAGCAGAAUUUGUCGAUAGGAGAAAGUGUAGCCGCUGCGGUAACGUCUCGGUCAGGAAACUGUCAACUUCGAGAAGGGACAAUGGCAGAUUCCAGAAUAACCCUAAUUUCUCGACUAAAGAACAUUUUAGUAAGCGAAUUACAAAGCUAUUAGACGAUGGUAUUGAAAUCCUCGAUCAAUCGUGGUGUGGUAAUUGUAAACCAAAACACCAUCUUGAUGAAACCACAGGAACUUACGAGAGUCCAUCACCGCAAUUAUACUCGAUGAAACCGCGACGCUCCAGAGACAUUAACAUACCAAUGCACGAAACAUUAGAAGGAAAACACAUGAUUAACGAGUUAUCGCACGAAUAUGCACGGAUUCCACCUAGAUAUACCAAAGAUAUGCCAAAUAUUUCACGGGAUAAGAUAAAACGCUCUGUGCAGACAACGCAAGGUGUAACCAAGAUGCCCAUUCGUUAUGAUCCUUAAAUAGCUUUUUUCCAAAUUUUGUUAUUUUUAUACGUCUAAGUAAAAAAAUAAGCAUUUUGAUAUUUUACAAACGAAAUCUGUAAAUUUUUAUUCUUAGAUAUUUGUCUUCUAACAAUCUUGAGAAAUCUGUCAUUGACAUCUGCUUCAUGUUUACAGAAAUAUAAUAAUUUUUGCAAUAAAAUACUUUUAAAUAAUUUUUAAAAGUAACUCACUACAUUACAAUAAAAAUCGCUGCAUAUUAAUGAAAAUGUUAUAACAUCUUAUUGCUUUAUAAGAGAGUAAGAUACUUACAAGCAAAGUGGUUUUCUAAAUGUGCACGUUGCUAUUUCGAGAAUAUCUGUCAUUGAGUCGUAGUGUCAACACUUUAAAUAUGACGAGAAACCUGAAAGAUUCCCAUAGAAGUUAUUGAGAAUAUAAUGUAAUAAACGCAACGAGAGAGAUGCUACUGCACCUUGUAACAAUCACAGACGCUACAAUAAUACUUCUAUUCACGAUAAUAUCUCUUCUACCGGUUAUCCAACAUAUAUUUUUGUAACUGUCUUUCGAAUCGUGUAGGUGUAUACUCUGUGUAGUAUGAUAAGAAAAUUAUGUCACAAAGAAGAAACUUAGUUGCACAAUGUACAUACAUACAAACUGAGCAAAGCCAAUAGAACUGUAUGAUGUCGAAGCGAAUUAACAUCUUCUUUCCUGUAGUAACUUCAGAGAGGUAAACUUCACUUUAUGUCUUUUGGCACUGGCGCACAAAAUCAAUUGUAAAUACGUGAUACUAUUAUAUAAUGAAUUAUACGAUAGACGUACGCGUACAUGUUAAACGGAGAAUAAACUCUCAAUCUGUACAUUGAAUAUAAA
Molecule: messenger RNA, 2965 nt
Organism: Ooceraea biroi (clonal raider ant)
Lineage: Eukaryota; Metazoa; Arthropoda; Insecta; Hymenoptera; Formicidae
Source: RefSeq, a predicted model, not a curated record